Molecule: messenger RNA, 1044 nt
Organism: Pichia membranifaciens NRRL Y-2026
Lineage: Eukaryota; Fungi; Ascomycota; Pichiomycetes; Pichiales; Pichiaceae
Exons: 1
Coding region: 1-1044 (347 amino acids)
Molecular function (GO): oxidoreductase activity, acting on the CH-OH group of donors, NAD or NADP as acceptor
Source: RefSeq, a predicted model, not a curated record
AUGUCAGAGUCAACCGUACUAGUUACCGGGGCCACCGGCUUCAUUGCACAACAUGUUGUUGAUAAACUCUUGAAGAGAAAGUACAGAGUUAUCGGCACAGCCAGAUCGGAAGCAAGAUACUCUCCCAUAUUGGAAGAGUUCAAAAAGAAGUAUCCAGAGGGCAAUCUCACCUUUGAAGUGGUUGCAGACAUCGCGGCAGAUGAUGCCUUUGACGAGGUUUUGAAGAACCACCCUGAAAUCAAGUACGUGUUGCACACUGCAUCACCAUUUUCAUAUGGUCUUAACAAGCCUUUCGACGAAGCCUACUUGAACCCUGCUCUCCACGGAACUUUAAACAUUCUCAACGCAAUCAAGAAGUAUGCGCCACAGGUCACAAAUGUCGUUAUUACCUCGUCUUUUGCGGCAGUGAAACAAUUGGGCGAUGCCUUCAAGACUGAAAUUCAUACAAACGAGUCAUGGAACCCAAUUAAGUGGGAAGAGGUGAAAAAUGAAAACGAAGCCUAUAGUGCCUCAAAGACUUAUGCAGAAAGGGCUGCAAGAAAGUUCUACGAGGAAGAAAAGCCAGCUUACAAUCUAGCAACCGUUAACCCACCAAUGGUUUUGGGUCCCCAGUUGUUCGAUAGCUCCGUCGAAAAAGUGUUGAAUACUUCCAACGAGUUUUUGAACAAGAUCACUCAUUUAGACCCAACCUCUACAGCUCCGCAAGACAAAUUUGCUCUUCUAGCAGUAGACGUCAGAGAUGUUGCUGAGUUCCAUGUUUUACCAUUGGAAAACAAGGAGCUUGAGAGCGAAAGAGAGUUUAUUGUUUCUUCUCCUUUGAUCGCACAAGCAGUUCUUAACAUUUUGAACGACAAUUUCCCUGAGCUCCACGGUAAAAUCGCAAGGGGGGAUUACAGUAGUGUAGAUGAUGUGAUUGCAAGGUCUUGUCCCAAAUAUGACGUCUCCAGCACCCUUAAAAAGGCUUCUGACUAUAAGCUGAUUAGUUUAGAAAAGUCAGUAGUUGAUGUCUACAAGCAGUAUUUGUCAAAAUACAGCUUUUCUUAG